Molecule: messenger RNA, 246 nt
Organism: Eremothecium cymbalariae DBVPG#7215
Lineage: Eukaryota; Fungi; Ascomycota; Saccharomycetes; Saccharomycetales; Saccharomycetaceae
Product: DUF3215 domain-containing protein
Exons: 1
Coding region: 1-246 (81 amino acids)
Source: RefSeq, a predicted model, not a curated record
AUGAGCCCUAAGAUUGACCUAUCGCAACUAGUACCAAAUGCUAUUGGGUUGUUAGCAUUUGAUGAAAACAAUCAGGUUGUUGAUGCUUUUGGUAUUGGCAAAGAACGCAAAGGGGACAUACGACAACUGAGUCAAGUUGAAGUAGAUGAUGAAGGAUUUGCGUUACUACAAGAAAAUGACAUUGAAGUGAUUUUACUAAAACAACAUGAUAAAACAAUUGCUGUAUAUAGAUACUCAUCACAGUAA